AAUGCUCUCACCUAAUCCCCUGGUCGCUAGCCUUAUCCACACGCUGAGUUGCUAUGAACCAUACAUCACAUCAUCUUUUCUUUUCUCUUCCUCUCAGACCACCACUCCGUCUCUUGAUUUGAUUUCUUUAUCUCUAUGAUCGGCGGGUACAAGAAAGAACAAGACUACAGGCCUAAUGAAUCGCAAAAUUGAAUGGCAAUCGCAGUGGUGGACGUGGUGCUGUGGCGGUCCAAGGCGGCGCGUCUCCUCAACCGGCCGCUGCCGCCGGUCCCGGACCUGCAGCCGGCGGUGGAGGGAUUCACGUCCCUGCUCCACUCCGGCCUCACGGACCUCUCCGCCGCCUUCCGCCGCGUCACGCUCGGCGACCCCGACUCGGGCGGCCUCUUCUGCCGAGUCGUCCUCUGCCUCGCCGCCGCAUCCCUCCUCGCCGGCCUCGCCCAAGACCUUCCCACCUUCUGCUACGCGGGCGCCGUCGUCGCCCUGACGGUGCUGGCCCUGCACCAGAGGUGCUCCAUGGAGCGGUACGCGAGGCUGGCGUGCCUGAACCUGUACAGGUACGAGCUGGUGUACCAGAGCUUCUCCCUCAGAUGCUACCUCAGCGCCAGGGACUACCUCAUUGAGCUGCUCAAGGAACCCUGUCGAGCGUCAGCCAAGCCUCUCCUCGCUGUAGCGCUGCACCAGCCCCGCCGUCUCGACGCUGGCAUCCUCCGCUGCGGGCAAGGGAGAGUAACCGCGCUCCUGAUUUUGGCGGCGUGCGGGAGCCGGCCGGCGGCACGACAGUCUGCCGUGCGGCGGCGCGCGGGAGCCGACAAAGGGCGAGUCUGCCGCGUCCCCUCGACCAGGGCCGCCUCGCAGCGCCUUCAUCUGUCCUCGCCGCGGUCAGAGAUGCUGCCGCCGCGGGGCAGCGACUCCCUUCUCGCCCCCAUCCCCAAUGUCUACCAGGGGUGUCGCCCAAACUACCUUCUCCUGUGCGGCCAUGGUUGCCGCCGCGUCCUUGCUGCCGAUGCCGCGAGGUCCACCCUCAGCCGCCGGAGGUGUUGCUGCCAGUCGCGGAUGGCGUUGCUGCGUGCGCCCGGCCGCGUUGCUGUCAAUGGAGGAUGGAGUUGCUCCCUCCGGCCGUCGGCGUUGCUGUCAAUGGAGAUUUUGCGACAUGCAUUAUGUGGAUUUGCUGUCAUAUCUAGAUUUGUUUGA
Messenger RNA from Lolium rigidum, 1191 nucleotides. RefSeq lists its product as uncharacterized. Bases 193 to 1191 code for a protein of 332 amino acids. The record is from RefSeq and is a predicted model, not a curated record. The transcript is spliced from 2 exons. Lineage: Eukaryota; Viridiplantae; Streptophyta; Magnoliopsida; Poales; Poaceae.